AUGAAAUCAUUAUUCAUCAUUCUCGCCUUCUUAUUGGUUGUUGGACUGGUGAUCAAUUACAACACCAAAUAUUCCACGCACGUCUUUCUCACACGAGCCUUCUUUCAUGCCUUGCUGUUGAGAAAUAAAUAUUUAGGAAUGAAAGUAGGAGAUCCCGAAUCAAGUAUGAUUGGCACGACCACUACAGAUUGGAAGGAAGUUUCAUUGGAGGCUCAAACGUUGUACAAUAUGGUUCGGUUUGUGAGAAGUAGGCUACACAUGUCGGAUGAGGAAAUUCGGGAUACUGCCUAUCAUGCUCUAGCUCCUCCAGUUUCUCUUCAUAAUUCAUUAAGUUUUGAACAUGUGCCUGAAAUUAGGAAUUCAAUAUUUGUUACAUUGAGAGAUCGGUUCUAUAUUGAACACUUCUUUGGAAAGGAUCGUCGUGGAAAGGUUAUCUUGUUACUUCAUGGAGGAUGCGGUUUUGCUGGACAGUAUGAUGGCCAGGAAUUGAGAAGUAUUGUUGAGCACAUGCAACAGAGGUUUAACAGUACAUUGACCCAUAUUCUUUCUGUGGAUUACAGACUUAUGGGACUGACUGAAGCAGAACGACAAAAGAAGGAUGUAUUUGCAUCGAAAUUUAGUGACCAAGUUGACGACGUCAUUCAAGCGUACCAUUGGUUGUUAACAAAGUUUAAGCCUGAGGAUAUUGUCAUUGUAGGAAGUUCCUUUGGAUCUACCCUUAGUGCCGAAUUUAUACGAAGAGCCGCUAAUGAACAUCUUCCAAUGCCAAAAGCUGCAGUGUUGAUGGGUGGAGUCUAUGAUUUGAGUAUGAAACUAACUCGAAGCAAUAAGAAUUCGAGAAAUAACAUCAUGCUUUCCGAUCAGCUAAUUGGCAUUAUGCAUAGAUUGUAUAAGGACGAGGAGUCUCCUCUUUUCACUUGGAAGAGCAGUGUGAAUAAGGCCGUGUUUUCAACCAAACUUUACCUUGUUUAUUCAAAAGAUGAAGAAUUAUCCAAGGACAAUGAAGUAUUUAUUCAACUUUUAAUGGACCUAGGUCAUCCAUCUGUGAAGGUCUCUGCUGACAACAUGAUGAUUCAUGUUCACCCAAUUUUUGAAUACUAUUUCCCUGAAGCAAAAGCUGCCAUGUCAAAGAUUUUGGACUUUAUUGAUUCUCAACAAUAA
Messenger RNA from Naegleria lovaniensis, 1161 nucleotides. RefSeq lists its product as uncharacterized. Lineage: Eukaryota; Heterolobosea; Eutetramitea; Acrasida; Naegleriidae. Gene Ontology annotation, molecular function: hydrolase activity. The transcript has 2 exons. The record is from RefSeq and is a predicted model, not a curated record. The coding region runs from base 1 to 1161 and encodes 386 amino acids.